AACUAAAUUCCUGCCUGUCAGAUGUAGGCCCCAUUUUGUGCACUCAAGCUUCAAGCUGUUGCAAAAAGGUCAGUCAGCAAUGGCUGCAGCAGAAAUUCCCAGUUACAUUGUCUCUUCUCAGACUGAGAAACACAGAAGGGCCAGAAACUGGACUGAUGCAGAAAUGAGAGGUUUAAUGCUGGUCUGGGAAGUUUUUGAUGAACUGAAACAAACUAAAAGGAAUGCCAAAGUUUAUGAGAAAAUGGCUAACAAACUCUUUGAAAUGACUGGAGAAAUUCGCCACGGAGAGGAAAUAAAGAUAAAAAUUACAAAUAUGACAUUCCAGUACAGGAAAUUAAAAUGCAUGACUGACAGUGAAACUGUUGCACCUGACUGGCCUUACUACAAAACCAUUGAUAGGAUUUUAUCCAAAGUGACAGACCACAGCGAUGUGAAAAUGCAUGAAAAUCAGCAACCAGGUCCUUCUACAUCACAGACGGAGGCCUCACAGUCUCCAUCAGCUAAGUCAACGCCUCUGUAUUUGCCAUAUAACCAGUUUACAUACGAAGGAAGGGAAGAGUGCUUUGAAGAUGAACAUUCAGAGAGCUCAUCAAGCUUACUUUCUUACAAGCUGAGAACUGAAGAAAGACCAGUUAAGAAAAGAAAAAUGCAAAGCUGCAGCUUUCAAAAGAAGAAGCUAAAAUUAAUGGAGGCCAUGUUGGAAGAACAGAAGAAGUUAAGCAGAGCUAUGGAAGAAACCUGUAGAGAAGUGCGCAGGAUUCUGGAUCAACAAAACAUCAUUCAAGUUCAAAGCUUACAGCUACAGGAGAGAAUGAUGAAUCUACUGGAGAAAAUGAUUUCCAAAUCCAACGUGUAGUUUCCCCUUGUGAAUGCCUCUGAGAUUAUUAUUGAUAUUAUAGACAUCCCCUUGCUACACACCUUAUGUGUGUCUGUUGCCCUAUUCCCUGAUUUUCCAUGGAAAUUAAAACCUUAGUGUAAUCUUAGAUAAGCAAAGAGAAAAGAUAAUGCAGUGUGAGGGCUAUCUGGCAUGAAACAAAAAAUAGUGCAAUAUAUGCCUAAGUUGAAUUAUUUUUAUACAGAAAGGAUAAGGGAUGAAGCUCUGGGAACUUUGGUACUAUUAUGCCUAUGUCAGGUAUUGUUUUACAAACAGAUGUGUUGUAUAUUUCUUCACAUCAAGGACCGUACCCUGACCUGUUGUAGGGGAACAGAGUAAUGUGUUCCUAGAAAUGCUAAUUGCAUCUUGACUUUGCUGAUGAUUAAACCUUGUUUUGAAACAUGGACAGUGAUUGUUCAAGUGACCUAUGGUUCUUGUGAAGAGCUACUUGGGAUGACGAGAUGCAUCCUUUUAAACUCCAUGCCUGGUAUGAAUAGUACUCUAAAGUAUGAGGGUAAAAAUAGUCUAUUCAAAUACAGUUUUCAUAAGCAAAUGAACAAAUCAUUACUAUAUACUGAAUACUAAAAUGUAUAGAAGAUACUUGAAGUUGCUUUUGAUAUUAAAUGUUUAAUUUUUUUCAUUAUUA
This is a messenger RNA of Cygnus atratus (black swan), 1520 nucleotides long. RefSeq names its product Myb/SANT DNA binding domain containing 1 (gene MSANTD1). The record is from RefSeq and is a predicted model, not a curated record. NCBI's taxonomy places the organism in Eukaryota, Metazoa, Chordata, Aves, Anseriformes, Anatidae. Gene Ontology annotation, biological process: positive regulation of DNA-templated transcription. Gene Ontology annotation, cellular component: nuclear body.